Hyaloscypha bicolor E is the source of this 451-nucleotide messenger RNA. RefSeq lists its product as uncharacterized. Gene Ontology annotation, molecular function: signaling receptor activity. Gene Ontology annotation, cellular component: membrane. The record is from RefSeq and is a predicted model, not a curated record. NCBI's taxonomy places the organism in Eukaryota, Fungi, Ascomycota, Leotiomycetes, Helotiales, Hyaloscyphaceae. Bases 95 to 346 code for a protein of 83 amino acids. The transcript has a single exon.
UUUGUGCUUUGCGCUCGCAGGCAGCUUCCUGAUUGUACCAUCCACUCCCAAAAUCCAAAAACUCGGCUUUGUCACAAAUUUGCCUUUAAUCUCCAUGGCAAGCCCAGGCUCAGACGUCCUUGAACAGACCUCUGCGAUACAAGUCAAUGCAGGAUUAGAGAGUUAUUAUCGUUACCACCUUCAAGAAUGGAAAGACUUGGCCGGGUGGCGCCAAGAUAAUGAGUACAUUACGUCUGGGUACCGCACUCUUUCCGGGUCUUUUCGGAAAUGUCUAGGAAGUCUGAAACAUAUACAUAACGAGACCGUAAAUGUCUAUUCCCACCUUCUUGGCGGGUUCUCUUCUUAGGCCGUUUCUUUUAUGUAUUAUGGAAAAUCAGUCGACACUAUACCAUCACCCGGCGCGUGGACUAUAUUGUAUUUGCGGCAUUCUCUGCGUCUUCUUCGCACCCAC